AUGGUGAAACGCCAGAGGGUUUGCCUUUUCUGCAAUCAAUCAAAUGUUUCUUCUGCUUUAACUCGACGAACACCGCGUGUCGUGUCUGGUCUCACUGGCACGCAGCUGCCUCGUGCUGACCCAGCUGGCGUCGACUCGACAUGCAGACGUCUCUGUUCUACUGCAUCGACUGUCGUACUUACUCGAACACCGAAGCCGAGUUUCGCGAACAUGCGCAAAGCGCUGAGCAUAUUUCACUCAAAACGUGCCGACUUCAAUCAAGACGUGUCUUUUUUUUUACUUCAGCGUAAAGUGACCGCGUCAGCGUCCAACUCCACCUCGAAGGCCUCAACAUUGAUAGUUCACCCCUGUCCCCUCUGCGACAGGACGUUUGCCUCGCAGGCCCACGCGAAAACCCACAUUGAAUUUGCCCAUCCGCUGUUUAUAUCGGGGAAUAGGUUUCACGACCCCAGUCUCAAGACUCAGAGCGAUGGAAGUCAUUUUAGACUGUCGGAGAAGCGUGAAAGUGUGUCGCAGAUACCUCCACCAGCCAAAACACAGCCCUCUGCAAAUACCAGCACAAUGUCCUCGGCAGUAAAGGAACCGUGCAGCUCCCCAAACGCGUCGUCGGAAGACUUCUACGAAGAGGCGGAAUUCGAUGUGACGCCAACUCUGGUGGAUCCCAUUGCAGCUGACAUGGUGGAGCUUUCUAUUUCAGCAGAGCCUUCCACGACGGCAUCAUCUCAGUCAAAAGCUGUCGACCUAGAUCCCUUUAAGGCAGAAUUCGAUAUGACGCCAACUUUGGCGGAUCCCAUUGCAGCUGACAUGGUGAAGCUUUCUAUUUCACCUGAGACUUCCACGACGACCUCAUCGCAGUCAAACACAGUCGAUCUAGAUCCCUAUAAGGAUAUUGAGUCCAGACUGCCAGACUCACCAAACGAGCCUUUCAAAUUAGCGGACGCUCUUGAAGAUUUAAACAUUGAACCACCGCCUGAUACUGAUUUUCCAGAAUUACGACGUGAUAUGGUUUAG
Molecule: messenger RNA, 1011 nt
Organism: Mesocestoides corti
Lineage: Eukaryota; Metazoa; Platyhelminthes; Cestoda; Cyclophyllidea; Mesocestoididae
Source: the annotation of a GenBank genome assembly